Molecule: messenger RNA, 1146 nt
Organism: Serendipita indica DSM 11827
Lineage: Eukaryota; Fungi; Basidiomycota; Agaricomycetes; Sebacinales; Serendipitaceae
Source: the annotation of a GenBank genome assembly
AUGAGUCCUCCCCCUUUCGAUCGUCGCCCAAAUGUCCACACCCCGGCUUCUCGGCGCACACGGUUACGUAGCGGUCGCCCUUCCGACAAGCCUCAGCACACUAAAAAUAUUAGGGGUCCGCCUUGGCAACUCCCUCCCAACGACCCUCAUAGCGCUCAAGGUCUCUUUCCUCUUGACAAUAGCAACUCAUCACUCGUAUAUGCACCAUCAAACUUGGCGGAAGAGCCGUCAGGAAUACCGAUAACCCCUCCCAUUUGUGAACAGGACACCCACCCACACACCGCCGAAGCCGCCAUCCUAAAUUUGCACGACCGACAGCCAGAUGCCACGACUCCGAAUGCGAGCGAAAUACAAUUGAGUGAACAAGAUGAACGCUUCAUCGGAAACGAAAGCCAUUUCUCCCCUGAGCAGCAGGGCGAGAUCCGUCCCUUCUACAAACAAUAUUACCAGAAUAAUAAUCAGCGCAGCCCUCUGACAGUGGAGGUGUCUGAUGAAACAACAAAGACUGGCAAAGUCCGAGACAAUGCUCGCGUCACAAAGGCUAUAUGCAACUUCUGCGGCAAGCAAAAACCCACCUUGCAAAAGAUGGCCCGUCACCAGAAAAAGUGUCUUGACCUCAAGGGUAAAUAUUAUUGCAAGAAGCUCCAGGGAGAACUGCCAUGUCCUCGAAAGUACCGUGACAAACAGGAGCUUGAUCGUCACGUGAGACGUGAUCACGUAUACCGCAUUAGGAAGCGGAAACCUACUGCAAAUCAGGAAACUCAUUCGAUAUCUGCUGGAGCCGAUUAUGCUUCCUCAGAGGGCCCAUCGUGGACUACUACACGACCAAAGAAGAAGAAAUGCUGUCAAAUUCUCGCCCCAUCCUUGCCGCCUUCCAAAGUUCUGGGAAAGAACGGCGGCAAGUCCUCCCGCAAACCUCGCCCAAGGCCUGCCAUGCGCAAACCCCGGCAUGAUCAGAGACUUGGUUCAGAAGAUCCUUUUGUGGGCGCAGUCUAUCCAGAUGAUGCGCAUCAUGAUCCCCUGGUCCCCGAACAGGUGCCUCUGUGCGGAGAACCAAGUCAAGAUCGGGACUAUGUGUCUUGGGUCAAGAAACAAGCAUCCGAGGAUAGCUUCAUUCCCGGAUACACCAACGGCUGGGAAUUCUGA